This is a messenger RNA of Parastagonospora nodorum SN15, 258 nucleotides long. RefSeq lists its product as hypothetical. The record is from RefSeq and is a predicted model, not a curated record. Bases 1 to 258 code for a protein of 85 amino acids. The transcript has 2 exons. Lineage: Eukaryota; Fungi; Ascomycota; Dothideomycetes; Pleosporales; Phaeosphaeriaceae.
AUGGAUCGGGAGACUGGACGAGUAAUCGUUGUAGGCGGCAUGAUCCACGAUGCUCGAGACAGGGGCAAUGAAAUCAACCAAGCUUUUGAAGAAGAGCUGCAGAAGCGCAUCCAAGCAAACAACAGUAGCGAUGCCGUCGAAUCUAUUGCCAGAGGCACCCGGGCUGCGAGCCCUGACGGUCCGGCCCAAGGUCCGCGCCAUCUGUAUGGCAUUCAAUGGUACGGAGCUUCAAAGCUGUUCCGGGUCCUUCUGAUGUGA